Messenger RNA from Paramuricea clavata, 3048 nucleotides. The record is from the annotation of a GenBank genome assembly. Lineage: Eukaryota; Metazoa; Cnidaria; Anthozoa; Malacalcyonacea; Plexauridae.
CGCGUCAAAAUAAAAAAAUUGGGAAAUUUAGAAAUUUUCACACCGCGGCUUAGCAACCACGCCUCCUCUACCCCAAACAAAUAUGGCCGCCGCAAAAUGAGAUUUGCAAAGAUUUUCUCCUGGAUUGUCGCCCUUUUAAAGUUUAUAAAGAGAUGUAUUUGUGGGCGAAAGAAAAUCAAAGACGAAGAUGACAAUACGAAAGCCCCGAGUAGCGUUUUAGUUCAACAAUCGGCUGAAAAACUGGAGGUAAACAUGCCUUUGUAUAAACUGUGUUUUUCGAGUGUCUGUAUGGAGUGCUGACGUCACUGUAUUGUACAUUGCAUAUAUUUGAUUAAAGAUCAACCAAAUACAAUUGUAUGGAGCAUUUCUAAAAUAAAUAUCAAACACAGCUGGCCUGUAUCAGACAAUACAGCCCAGGUUGAAAUCUGUGCAUUUGCUUGUGGAUAUUUCAGAACCAUCCCGAGAGAUAUGAAAAAAUAGUUUCAUAUUUUUCUGACACUGCAGAAGACAAAAAAUGUGUUGUCUCGAGUGGUAUUUGAACUCAUAUCUUCAUGUUUCUAUACCGCCGCUCUAGCCAUUGAGCUAUCGAGUCAACAGGAUUGGUAGCAAAUCUUAUCCAAUUUCGUCGCUAACUAUAAAUUGUGCACUUAAAUCAGAUAAGACUUGCCACCAAUCAUGUUUAAUUCAAAUGUAUGUGCCCUCUGUCUAACACCAGAUGAUUUUAUUAGAUGGGUUAAUUCAAACUGCUAUUGUUAACCCUUUGAGUGCCAGCGCUCUCCCCUUGACAAAUAAAAUCAUCGGCAUGUAGUAAAACACUGACUACCGGAACACCACCGGAACACCACCAGAACACCGGAACACCACCACUUUGUUUGGGGUUAGGGUUUGGGGUUAGGGGUUGGGGUUAGGUAGUGUUCCGGUGUUCUGGUGGUGUUCCGGUGUUCCGGUGUUCCGGUAGUCAGUGUUUUACUACAUGCCAAAAUCAUCUGGUGUUAGACAGAAUAAAAUAAUAAAGUAGGGCACAAUUGCAACUUAAUCGGUUAACUAGACACAUGGGCAAGAUAGUCUGAUCAUAGAGUCAUUGAACACCAGUGCUCUCCUCUUGACGAGUAAAAUCAUCUGGCAUUAGACAGAGUAAAAUAAUAAAAUAGGGUGCAUUGGGGUGCAAUGCAACUUAAUGGGUUAAUCCAUUAAUAAACCACAAUAAAAUGUUGUCUUCUCUCCAGGAAGAGGAACUUGCUUCGUGGGACGACUGGGGUAAAAAUGAUUCUGGUCUUGUUAGUAUAAAAGUCGAGUCUCCAAAUGAACAGUCAGAACAGCAACAAGAAGAAAUUGAUCUCUUUGGUGACAUGCAACCUGUCUUUCAAAAACCCAAAAAGGUUUGAAGUCAUUGUAGAUCAGCAAUGCUAUUUUUUACUACUGUAAUAAUUAAUACAUUGUUCUUUUAGAUUCGUUUGAAAACGAGAGCUCCCGAGGCUAACAAUUUUAACCAACCAUCAGAUAGACUUAAAUUUGAUUCUUUUACUAGCAUACCAGAGGUAAGUUAAGCUCUUUCUCAAGAAACAAGUCACUCCAAGGAGCAAGUCACUCAAGGAGCAAAGUCCUGAAAAAGCAUGGCUGUGUUCAAUUGUCAUAUUUUCAGAUUGCAAUGACGACUACCAGACUGUAAAGUUUUGCCUUUGGAGGAAAUUUAUUCCCAACACAAAAAUUCUUACAAUAUGUCAAUCAAUCUGAACAAAAUUUUUAAAUUGCAAGAAAAACCUGCAAAUAAUUUCUCAACAAUCUGCACACUAAAAUGGCUUUGUGAACCAAGAACCAAGCUCAGAUUUUUGAUCUUCCUAUUUGACAAAAAUACUUUCUGGCUGCAGCAUCCCUUAGUCUGCCAUAAAUUUUCUGUGAAAAUAGCUGACAAUUCCCAAGGAAAAAAUAUGAUUUUUGGUAUGUGUAAUAUUUGGGUCAUUCAAAGAAGAAAUGUAAUAUAUCUUUAUAGUAAAAAAUCUCAUCUUGAUCAACUUUUUCACUGUAAAGUUUCCUGAUAUGAUGUCAUUAGGUGUAUUGCAAGCCUGAAAAUAAGCGGCCGGUCACGGACAUUGUCCGGUACGAAAAGGUAAUUGUCCGGCACAACUGUUUCCUUGCCGGACAGUUUGUCUGGCAGCAUGCACAUUAAUAUACUAUUGGUGAAACUGGCACUAUUAAAAAAUUCAUUAUAUAUUUCUAAAUAUUUGCAUUCCACAUUUAAAAAUUAUGUGAAUUCAAAUUUCAUCGCGUAUGAAUAUUAAGACAAUAUGCCUGUGAAAUGCUGUGAAAUUUAUGUUCCGUUUUAUAUUCCGUAUGAUAUAAUUGACUAGCUGUAGUGGCUUUAAAAUUGUUGUGACUAAGCUUUUCAUUGGCUUCUUUUAUUUCAAGGACCACUAAAAACUAUAGUUGCUCUGUUGCAGUAAUAUUUUUGUCAGGCACAAAAUGUCCAGUGCCAGCCACCAAUCAGUUGAUACCUGACACUUUGUCAGGCACCGUUGGAAAUUUAUUUUCAGGCUUGGUGUAUUGUAAAUUAGUUUUCUUUUGUUUGUUGUACCAAAAAUUCACCUAAUGACAUCAUAUCUGGAACUUUGACAGUGAAAAAGUUGAUCAAGAUGGGGGUUUUUUUGGAAUGACCGAAUGACCCAAAUGUUACACCUACCAUUAUAUUUUGGGUUGGCUAGUCGCACUUAAAGCCACCUUAUUCGAACAUACUCGGCAUUGACAAAGUUCUGCUACGUUUUCAGACUGAACUUGGGACGUGGAGUGAAGAGCCUGAUGCCUGGGAUGAAAUGCCCGAUCAGGAUGUAGAAUGGGAAACACAGAACGUGCUUAAAGAAAAACGUCAGGCUGAACGUGAAAAACGCGCACUGGAACAGCAAAAACGCAAGGGGGAGCGAGACGCUGCAAGACUGUCCGCGAAAAAAAUUGCCGGCAAUUUAGGAAUAAAGAUUACUCAAUAGUGUCUUAGUGAAGUUUUUAAAUUUCAAUGUAUGGGUGAAUGUUAAGUGUAGAUAGUGAACAAAUUUCAAC